AUUCAUUCAAUCAACAAGCCAUGGAAGUAGAACAACGAUCCAAAAAAGACGACGAUCUCAAUGGAUCUAAAUCCAACGAAGGAGAAGAAGAAAUCUCCGUCGAAAGAAUCUUCGAAGCGAGUCACGAAAUCCCACCACCGUGGCAAAAACAGCUCACGUUUAGAGCUCUAAUCGUGAGUUUUAUACUCGCGAUUCUGUUCACGUUUGUGGUGAUGAAACUGAAUCUAACGACUGGGAUUAUUCCGUCGCUUAAUAUCUCCGCCGGUUUACUUGGUUUCUUCUUUGUUAAAAGUUGGACUAAGAUUCUUAAUAAAGCUGGUUUUCUUAAACAACCGUUUACUCGUCAAGAAAACACCGUUAUUCAGACUUGUGUCGUCGCUUCCUCCGGCAUCGCUUUUAGCGGUGGGUUUGGUAGUUAUCUGUUUGGAAUGAGUGAUAUUGUUGCUAAACAAUCUGCGGAAGCUAAUACUCCAAUGAACAUAAAGAAUCCUCAUUUGGGUUGGAUGAUUGGAUUUCUCUUUGUUGUUAGCUUUCUUGGUCUUUUCUCUGUGGUUCCUCUUCGAAAGAUCAUGAUUGUCGACUUCAAAUUGACAUAUCCUAGUGGUACUGCCACUGCCCAUCUCAUUAACAGCUUCCACACACCUCAAGGUGCCAAACUCGCAAAGAAGCAAGUCAGAGCAUUGGGGAAGUUCUUUUCAUUCAGUUUCUUGUGGGGUUUCUUUCAAUGGUUCUUUACUUCUGGUGACGAUUGUGGUUUCGCUAACUUCCCUACAUUUGGUCUCAAAGCCUAUGAAAACAAGUUCUACUUUGAUUUCUCUGCUACAUAUGUUGGUGUUGGAAUGAUUUGCCCUUAUCUUAUCAAUGUAUCUCUUCUCAUCGGAUCAAUUCUCUCAUGGGGUGUUAUGUGGCCUCUCAUUGGUGCCCAAAAAGGCAAAUGGUAUUCUGCUGAUCUUAGUUCAAGCAGUCUCCAUGGUCUUCAAGGCUACAAGGUGUUUAUAGCCAUAGCUAUGAUCCUCGGUGAUGGUCUCUACAACUUCAUCAAAGUUUUAGGCCGCACUGUCUUCGGUCUAUACAAGCAAUUCAAGAACAAAGAUGUUCUUCCUGUCAACGACCGUUCAUCACCAGCCACUGUAACCAUUUCUUACGACGACAAAAGAAGAACAGAGCUUUUCCUCAAAGACAGAAUCCCAUCAUGGUUUGCUGUAACUGGUUACGUAGUCAUGGCUAUAGUCUCAAUCAUCACCGUUCCACACAUCUUCCAUCAGCUCAAAUGGUACCACAUUUUGACCAUGUACAUAAUCGCCCCUGUCUUAGCCUUUUGCAACGCCUACGGUUGCGGACUCACUGACUGGUCCUUAGCUUCCACUUAUGGAAAACUCGCAAUUUUCACCAUCGGAGCCUGGGCUGGUGCAGCCAAUGGAGGCGUCUUAGCUGGACUUGCAGCUUGUGGUGUCAUGAUGAACAUUGUCUCAACAGCUUCUGAUCUUAUGCAAGAUUUCAAAACAGGUUACAUGACAUUAGCCUCACCGAGAUCAAUGUUCUUGAGCCAAGCGAUUGGAACCGCCAUGGGCUGUGUGAUCUCUCCUUGCGUCUUCUGGCUAUUCUACAAAGCUUUCCCCGACUUUGGCCAAACCGGGACCGCCUAUCCUGCUCCCUACGCCUUAGUCUACAGAAACAUGUCGAUACUCGGAGUAGAAGGAUUCUCUGCUUUGCCCAAACACUGUCUCAUGCUCUGCUACAUAUUCUUCGCAGCAGCAGUGAUCGUCAACGGUGUAAGGGAUGCCGUGGGGCCAAAGUGGGCUCGGUUUAUCCCCCUCCCGAUGGCUAUGGCUAUACCAUUCUACAUAGGAGGUUACUUCACAAUCGAUAUGUGUGUGGGAAGUCUCAUAUUGUUCAUCUGGAGGAAGCUGAAUAAACCAAAGGCCGAUGCGUACUCUUCGGCCGUUGCUUCGGGUUUGAUCUGCGGUGAAGGUAUUUGGACGUUACCAAGCUCUAUACUUGCCUUGGCUGGUGUUAAGCCUCCUAUUUGCAUGAAGUUCUUGUCCACCGCGGCCAACUUGAAGGUUGAUUCCCUCUUAAACGCUUCUUAGUUCUCUUUUUUUUUUUUUAAUUUGGUUUUUUAGAGUUUGGUUUUUAAUUUUCUACGUUUAUGUCUAGUUUUAAUUGGCUUUUUAGGUCCUCCUCUAUCUUAAAUUGGUUGUUAUUUCUUUCUACUCAAAUAUGUAAAAAGAAGAUUGAAUGAAUUAUUUGGUUUUAU
Molecule: messenger RNA, 2257 nt
Organism: Arabidopsis arenosa
Lineage: Eukaryota; Viridiplantae; Streptophyta; Magnoliopsida; Brassicales; Brassicaceae
Source: the annotation of a GenBank genome assembly